Molecule: messenger RNA, 957 nt
Organism: Microdochium trichocladiopsis
Lineage: Eukaryota; Fungi; Ascomycota; Sordariomycetes; Xylariales; Microdochiaceae
Product: inosine triphosphate pyrophosphatase-like protein
Exons: 1
Coding region: 1-957 (318 amino acids)
Molecular function (GO): nucleoside triphosphate diphosphatase activity
Source: RefSeq, a predicted model, not a curated record
AUGGCUGACGAAAAGACCGCGGCCCCAACGGCCCCCGUGCCCGCAGAUGCCCCCCCUUCAUACGAUGCCUCGGCUCGCGAGCACGGCAGCCUCCCCAUUCGUACCCCGGGCGGCGCGCCCCCGCCUCCGCCGGGCCGGCGACGCGGUGGCAGCAUCCCGCCACAGCCCCUCGAGCUGCCGAUCCUCAAAUACAUGAAGACACACCGGGUCAUUCUGGCCUCGGCCUCCCCACGGCGCAGAGGCAUGUUUGCGCAGCUCGGCCUUGCGAACAUCGAGGUCCUCCCCAGCACGAAGCCCGAGAACCUCUCCAAGGUCGAGCUCGGGCCGUUCGAGUACGUGGCCGCCACAGCCCAGCAGAAGGCUCUCGACGUGUACCAGCUCGCCCUCGACCGUGCCGAAGAAGCCGUCGCGUCCGGGGCCAAGCCAGAUACCAGUAGCAACAGCACCACCACCACCGCCGACGCUAACAAGAACCCAGCCAAGGAGCCCGACUUGGUGAUAUCGGCCGACACGAUCAUUGUCUCGCGGGACGGCCGGAUCCUCGAGAAGCCGCCCAGCGAGGCCGCGCACAUCCGCAUGCUGCAGCAUCUGCGCGACACGAGGGUGCACCGAUGCCUGACGGCCGUGUGCGCCGUCGCGCCGAAGCAGGACGCCAGCCACCCUGGAUACGAGAUCCAGACGCACGUCGAGGAGACAAAGGUCUUCUUCGCGAGGGAGAGCGACGGCCUGCCGGACGACGUGAUCGAGUCAUAUGUCAAGACGCGCGAGGGCGUGGACAAGGCUGGCGGGUACGCUGUGCAGGGGAUUGGCGGCAUGGUCCUCGUCGAGAGGGUCGAGGGCAGCGUGGACAAUGUGAUUGGUCUUCCGAUGCGCAAGACGCUGCAGCUUUGUGAGAGGGUGGUGUUCAAGCAGGGUAUGGCGUUCGACGAGGACGAGGAUGACGAGGAUGAUUACUGA